UUCCAGCUACGCUCGCGGUCACCACGGACAGGCCAGUCGAAGCCACCUCCGAUACGAUCGAGCGAGCGAAACGUCUUCAGUCGGUUCUUGAUCGUUCGCACAAUCGGUAGUAAAACGUCUUGGAUUCCAUCUUGCAGUGUCCCGCGAACGUUGCACGAUCGUUUAGUCGACUCAUUAUACUCCAAGUGACAGUGCCAGUGAUAAUAAUUUAAAAUACAGCCAUGCCGAAGCCAGUAGAAGAACCGUUCGACCAGUUCCAGCAGUAUUACCGAACACCGAACAAUCGGAGUACGGCGAAGAGCUUUCAGCUGUUCCUAUGGAAUUCAGAAGAAGGAGCCAUCUUUGGACGCACGCCGUCUAGUUGGUCCAAGAUCGGCAUCUUUUACAUCGUCUUCUACAGCGUCCUAGCCGCGCUCGUGGCCGUCUGCAUGUGGGUCUUCUUCCAGACGCUGGAUCCCCGCAUUCCGAAAUGGCAAAUGGACCAGUCGCUGAUCGGUACCAAUCCAGGAUUGGGCUUCCGUCCGCUACCGUCGGAGGAUAACGUCGAGAGCACGCUGAUCUGGUACAAGGGCACGGACGAGAAGAACUACAAGAUGUGGACGGACGCGUUGGACGAUUUUCUGCAAGAUUAUCGAACUCCCGGACAGGUAUCGGGCCGUGGUCAGAACAUCUACAACUGCGACUACAACCAGCCUCCGCCGAAGGGUAUGGUGUGCGACGUGGACAUCAAGCAGUACGGACCGUGCACGCUGGAGAACCACUACAACUACCACAAGAGCGCACCGUGCAUAUUCCUGAAGCUGAACAAAAUCUAUGGCUGGGUGCCAGAGUUCUACAACGAGUCGAGCAGCCUGCCCUCGAACAUGCCAACCGAUCUGAAAGAGUACAUCAAGGAGAAGGAACAGAAGGAACUGCACACGAUGAACACUGUGUGGGUUUCGUGCGAGGGUGAAAACGCAGCCGACAUUGAGAACGUGGGCCAGAUCCAGUACUAUCCGCGGCGCGGAUUCCCCGGCUACUACUACCCGUACGAGAACUCGGAGGGUUAUCUGAGCCCGCUGGUUGCGGUGCACUUCGAGCGGCCUGUUCGUGGAAUCAUCAUCAACAUUGAGUGCAAAGCUUGGGCCCACAACAUCAAGCACGACAGACACGAACGGAUGGGAACGGUCCACUUCGAGCUGAUGAUUGACUAAAUCGAUCUCGCAGCUUCCACGUAAUGGGUCCUGGUAGUGGCGCAAUGCGAUCGUGCGCCUGUCCCAUUCCGUCUGGUGAUCGGUACAACCCGGUGCAGUUGAUCGCGUGGUGUGCCGAAAGAUCCAAAACAAUACCUACAAAACCAAGCUACACCGUGCCAGCAGCAGCAGCGGCUAUAAGCGGCGCCUAGAAUCUCGUUUGUUUUGCAUCGUGGAUGCUGGCUCCGUUCGAUACACCCUCACCAUCACGAACCAUCUCUCUUCCACGAUAUACUGCGAUGCAAAGCGUGUUUGCAUACGGGAGGAAGCCUGCGGGCAGUAUUUUUAUCAAUCGUUAUCAUGCAACUACUUUUUAUAUAGAUCGUUAUGGAAGUUGUGCUGCUACUACGUGUUUUUUGUUUGUUUUACCACCUAUCAAAACGGCUCCCGCUGGAGCGGUUAGUGUUUUUAGAAACAUAAUCUCUUUGUCGUCACGUUUGAGCUUUCACAUCCUAAAAGAAUCUCUAUUUCUUCGUACGCUUGAAUGAAGCUUGCACGAAUCUCGUUAUCUACAGGUUGUUCAAUCAUCAACAGCUUCAGCAUACCGCUCUUGAAGAUCUCCGCGAUCGUAAUACCAGGAAAGGUAUUCAGCUUAGGUUUUUAAUGCGAGAGUAACUAUGUAAAGGGUAAAUUCAAGGAGAACGGCUCUUGUACAUCUGUAAAUAAAUCGUCGUCGCGGUGUCAAGAUCACGCACAGUGCGGAUGGCUUGCUUCAUCUUAAAAUGAUGCUGGAACAAUUUAAUGUGCACGGAAGCGAAAGACGAGUACGUUACUCCACACAAGCAUCCGCUACGUCACACGUAAUUAUCCACCCCGUUCAUUUUUGUACUACUGCCAACUGAGCAAUACGAUGCGACUAAAAAUAUCCAACCCACUAUUCAUAACCGCCGAAGAACGAACGAAUUUCAUCGUUUGUUUCAUGUUUUGGUGAGUGAUCAUUUUUUCUCCCGUCGCCAUUGAUCUGUUCGUUUUAGUAUUACUGCACUCGGGUAGAGCAAGGUUAUGACAGAGAACAGAGAGAUAGAGAGAGUGAGAGCGAGUGCCACACAACAACAAUAUCCCACCUCAAUAGAUAGCCGAAUCAACUGCACAAAUUCAUUUCUUUUCUAUCUGUUUUAAAAAAACGCACAAAACUGUCAAAAGUCAAAUCACAUGAUCUAAUGGGAACAAAUCUUUGUAGAAUAGUAAUAAGAGGGAGCUAUUAUAGUAAAUAAUGGAACAACAUCAAACGUUCAAAACACGCUACAGUAGAUCAAAUCUAAUGGACAGUCGGAAGAUGUCUUGGAACCAAUUACUACACCACCUACAGUACACUCCGAAUUCACUAAUUGAACGUUGAUGUGUUGCCAACACGCAAAGCGCAUGCUUAUUAGUUAAGCUGUUUUCAACAAGAAGAAGUUGUUUGCCAAUUAUCGAACAUCCAACUAAUAAGCAUACCGACUUGAAAGCGUUCAAUCAUUAAAUUCCGAUUGUAUAUCUCAUGAAGCAAAAAACGAAAAUCGUAAACGUAGCAAUAGCUCAUCUUUUGGAUGUCUUUUACCCAGUAUUCUUUACUGUAUAACUCAAGUGCCAAUAGUAGUUUUUCGUAGACAGAUGUUAGCUAUCUUUGGAACCACUCUACAAAAUCCGUUGCAUUUGUUCAACUGCAAAAGCUACAGAACACCAACGCCAAGCGAGGAGUUUCUAGUUUUACCCGCUAGAUGGCACUGUCAUCUCGAAGCAAAAGCUCCGACAGGGCUCGACAACCUCAACAUCAGGGAUGGAAAAAGUGAAUCGUGAAGAUUAUCAACAGUUAGUUGCACAUUGGCUUUUGAAGCAUUACUAAACGUAUGUUUUAGUUGAUUUGAAUGUAUGCUAUGUGCUCGGAGGUAGUACAAAGCAAAUAUGCAUUUGAUCUAUGUCCUUGCUUCUUCCCAAACAGCAAACAAACCAGAACGUCGCACUCGAACGGUUUGCCCCUUUGUAGAAUAGUUGUACAGUUUAGUUCCCUCGGUGUGUCCCUCCCUUUUUAAUGUAUCUCGCACAGCACGUGUGUGUAUUUAGAGUUGCACUAGCAGAAGGUUGUUUUCGAUUGUGUCACUAAAACACUCAAAUUAUUAUUGCAUAAAUUAUUCUUCCCCACAAGAGUCGUAGAACCAUUUCGUCCAUGGAAUCUAAAUUCCGCUCUAUUUUUAUUAUUGUUUGUUUCAACAUAAAAAAAAUUAGUAUAUCAAUCAACCUACCAAUCAAACCCCCCUUCCAACAUCAUGUUAUGAAUCUCGAUUGCAAAAAGCAUCGAAACAGACAUCUAAAAGACAGUAGCAAAGGUAAAUGCAGAAAGGCAGAAGCAUUACCCAAGAUAGGUAGAAAUUUAUUUAGCUUUUCUUCAUCUAAAAUUUAAUCUCUUCGCCCACCAAACGUGUCGUUGGAGGAAAUAAACUCAAACCAACAUAAAGGGUUGAGCGACAAAUCGGUUUAGCAUACAGACGCAGUUCAGUAGUUGUGGUAUCUUUCAUCGUACUCCGUACGGCGAGGAACGGUGUAGAGAUCGAUGCGGCACGGACAGCAAACAGCUGUAGUGGGAUGCAAACACCGCCUCAUGUACCGAGCCAGCGGCCAUCCUUUGGCGCUUUUCGCAGCAUUGCUAUAGAUUGUGCUAUAAUUGCAAAGAAAACAAAGUCAGCAAACUGUAAGAAGAACCUGUGUAUCUGUAAUACCAAUCGAUCCGAAUAAAGAUUACAAAAUGGAAAGGCCA
Anopheles merus is the source of this 3966-nucleotide messenger RNA. RefSeq names its product sodium/potassium-transporting ATPase subunit beta-2-like. Gene Ontology annotation, biological process: intracellular sodium ion homeostasis; sodium ion export across plasma membrane; potassium ion import across plasma membrane. Gene Ontology annotation, cellular component: sodium:potassium-exchanging ATPase complex. The coding region runs from base 222 to 1193 and encodes 323 amino acids. Lineage: Eukaryota; Metazoa; Arthropoda; Insecta; Diptera; Culicidae. The record is from RefSeq and is a predicted model, not a curated record. The transcript has 7 exons. Gene Ontology annotation, molecular function: ATPase activator activity.